This is a messenger RNA of Myodes glareolus (Bank vole), 4216 nucleotides long. Lineage: Eukaryota; Metazoa; Chordata; Mammalia; Rodentia; Cricetidae. The record is from RefSeq and is a predicted model, not a curated record.
UUCCAGUCUUGGCAUCUUGCUGCCUGAGUGUCUGGGUUGCCUCUAUGAAGGUAUCUGAGACUCUAUAUAUGUAUGUCUGUGUUUCUGCUGUCAGUCUGGGCCAGUGUCUACUUUGCUUCCUUGGGUAGAUGGAUGAAGGUCUGUAAGUCAUUGUAGGGGUAUAUGGGGUGAAUUUGGGGUUCAGUGGAACCAUGGCUUUCAACCUGUGGAGCCCUGGAGGAAAGGGCUAAGGUAGAGGCAGAAAGAUAGGGAGGCUUCUUGCCCAUCCCCCAUCCCACCAGGGUUUUAGCCCAGAGGAGUGCCCACACAGUACAAGAGGCCUCUAGUGGGCUCUACCCUGGAGGUGCCUAUUCAGGAGCCCAACCCCCCAUUCCUUCACUCGCCGCUGCCUACUGGCCUCUGUGGCUUGGUGUAUCUUGGGGCUUUUGUUUGUGUUUGUGUUUGUGUGUUUGCUUUGCUAGAAAUGAACGCAGAGCCUUACAUUGGGUGUGGUCCUGCCACCGAACCCCAUUUCCUCCCCAGUUUCACUUUCUAAGGGUUCCUGUCUGAAGGGGAUUUGUUCAUAAACCCGUAUAGCCCCCAUCCCUGGUUCUACAACACAGGCUGUAGGUUCUCGGGUGUGAGGACAGGGCCUGACAGCCUCUGGCUCUCUCUUCUUCCAAGAUUCAUUCACACAGUUUUACCCAGGAACCCUGGUCUGUAGGACCGGAUUUUUUCCCAAGCAGGGAAGUGACUUGCCUGAGCUAGGACAGGACAGCCAAGUCGGUCAGAUUCCGUGCCUCCCUCCACCGGCUGAACGACUCUGGUUGCUACAGCGGGUCUUCAGUUUUGUUCGAGCACCCUAGUUCAGCAGCCACAGAAGCCUGAGCCACCGGGUGAGAUCCACACAGAGUUUUGGACCGGUGGGGCUAUGCCAAGGCAUAACUUCUGUGCCUCCCCACUGCGGCUUUCUGGUGUUCAUGUCCAGCCCCCAGCACUGUCUUCCACCCUUGGUAGUCAAGCCGGCUGGGUGGGAUUGAUCAGGCCUCUUCAAGCUCUCUCGGCCUCAGUUAACUAACUUGAAAAGCCGUGUGGUCUGGUGGAUCUACCGCUCUACCAUCUCACCUACGGACUGCCGGGAGCUCCUCCUCCCCCUAGUUAGAAGAGAGCUCACAGGGGCACAGGGGUGCAGCUCCCUGCCUCUGCUUUUAGGUCUCUGCGCCCUUGGAGCUCAGGCUGCUUACCAGACCUGGGGAUGUUGCAGAGUGGGAUGACUAUGUUUCCCAUUUCCAGAAGAGCAUCCUGAGGGAGACUCGCAGAUAUGGGGUUCACCCCAACUCUCAUUACCCACUCCACCGCAACACUCGUCCAUCCUCAGCCACCCUCUGGGAGCACCUGAUUUCGGAUUAAGAAACAGAGUCUGAGUGGGUGCUUGCAGCCUGAGCGGACGCCGCGGGCAUGGACUAUUCGUAUGACGAGGACCUGGACGAGCUGUGUCCGGUGUGUGGUGACAAGGUGUCGGGCUACCACUACGGGCUGCUCACGUGUGAGAGCUGCAAGGGCUUCUUCAAGCGCACAGUCCAGAACAACAAGCAUUACACGUGCACCGAGAGUCAGAGCUGCAAAAUCGACAAGACGCAGCGUAAGCGCUGUCCCUUCUGCCGCUUCCAGAAGUGUCUGACGGUGGGCAUGCGCCUGGAAGCUGUGCGUGCUGAUCGAAUGAGGGGCGGUCGGAACAAGUUUGGGCCCAUGUACAAGAGGGACCGGGCCUUGAAGCAGCAGAAGAAAGCACAGAUUCGGGCCAAUGGCUUCAAGCUGGAGACUGGACCCCCGAUGGGGGUGCCCCCGCCGCCCCCUCCCCCUCCGGACUACAUGCUACCCCCUGGCCUGCAUGCCCCUGAGCCCAAGGCCUUGGUCUCUGGCCCACCCACUGGGCCACUGAGUGAUUUUGGAGCCCCAGCUCUGCCCAUGGGUGUGCCUGGUACCCAUGGGCCUCUGGCUGGCUACCUCUAUCCUGCCUUCUCUAACCGCACCAUCAAGUCUGAGUAUCCAGAGCCCUAUGCCAGCCCCACUCAGCAGCCAGGGCCACCCUACAGCUAUCCAGAGCCCUUCUCAGGAGGGCCCAAUGUACCAGAGCUCAUACUGCAGCUGCUGCAGCUGGAGCCAGAGGAGGACCAGGUGCGUGCCCGCAUAGUGGGCUGCCUGCAGGAGCCAGCCAAAAGUCGCUCUGACCAGCCAGCGCACUUCAGCCUCCUCUGCAGGAUGGCUGACCAGACCUUCAUCUCCAUUGUCGACUGGGCACGAAGGUGCAUGGUGUUCAAGGAGCUGGAGGUGGCUGACCAGAUGACAUUGCUGCAGAACUGCUGGAGUGAGCUGCUGGUGUUGGACCACAUCUACCGCCAGGUCCAGUACGGCAAGGAGGACAGCAUCCUGCUGGUCACUGGGCAGGAGGUGGAGCUGAGCACAGUGGCGGUGCAGGCUGGCUCCCUGCUUCACAGCCUGGUGCUGCGGGCACAGGAGUUAGUGCUACAGCUGCAUGCACUGCAAUUGGACCGUCAGGAGUUCGUCUGUCUCAAGUUCCUCAUCCUCUUCAGCCUCGAUGUGAAAUUCCUGAACAACCACAGCCUGGUGAAGGAUGCCCAGGAGAAAGCCAAUGCCGCCCUGCUGGAUUACACCUUGUGUCACUACCCGCACUGCGGGGACAAAUUCCAGCAGUUACUAUUGUGCCUGGUGGAGGUGAGGGCACUGAGCAUGCAGGCCAAGGAGUAUCUGUACCACAAGCAUUUGGGCAACGAGAUGCCCCGCAACAACCUUCUCAUUGAGAUGCUGCAGGCCAAGCAGACUUGAGCCUGGGCACCUGGCGGCAGGCAGUAGGUAGGGAUACCACUGCCUCCAAAUGACUCAUUGCGUUAGAUCAUCCAGGAGCCCUGUCCCUAGGCCCCUGCCCUUGAGCUCCAGAGCUGUGUGUUUGGGAUGGCGGGCAAAGAUGGGCAGGGUCUGCCUGGGGAAGGUUGCCCUCACCAGCCACUGGCACAUAUCUGCCGCUUAGAGUGCCCCCAAGAGGUGGCUUCCAACUACUCCUUCCUCCACCUGCCCCUAGCUUCUUUCCUGGAAUCUGAGGUACAGGUCCGGGGAGGAGGUUUGGGAUUCCCUGGUGGACCUUGAUGCCCCUUGGGUCAGAGGUCAUCCUUUCCCUCUCUCCUGUAAUGGAAGCAGGGGAAGGUCUACAGGCAUCAAUGAGGGCAGGGGAGGGGGUCUCCAGACUUCCUCCGAAGAAAAGAAGGAAGUCCACUGCUGUAAACUGAGUCUGCUAAAUUGGGUAGGGCCUGAUUUCCCUAGAGGACACCGGGAGCCUGGGGAGGGCAAAAAGACCCCUCUCCGGCCCUCCACCUGUCUAACUCUGAUCCAUUCCCCGAGAAAAGGCUUUGCUGUAACCAUCUUCCCAGCCGCGACCUAGGUGGGUGGAGUCUGGUGGAGUCAACAGUCUUGCCCUGGCCCCGCCCAGUCACUACCGGCUGGGCUGGUAUUUACCUGUGAGGCUGCAGUCACCAAGAUUCUUUGGUAUUUGCUUUUCCUUCCCCGCUGGACAGUCCUUGGAAGCUGUGUGAGAGAGAAACAGCGGGAGACAGACUGAGGACUGAGCUGGGAUACGGGGAUUACCACCACAGUUCCCCUGGUAUCUCUUUCCAAGAGUCCAGGAGGCACCCGCUCAUCUUUGUGUACUCCCCGCCCAACUCCAGAGAGGAACUGUAGCUUGCCCUCUACCUUCUCCACUAGGACAACAGCAGGAGACCUAGAGUCCCUGCAGGCGGGGAUACGGGGACCUAGGAGGACUCAGGAGUCUUAAGAUGGGGACAGUGCCGAGGAGUCUCUCAUGACUCCAUCCUUUUGGAUCCCUUACCACAACUCUUGAAGCUGGCCUCAGUUCUCUGGUCUCUACAUCCUGAAAGUCAUUCUGCAGGGCCAGGCACUGAGGGGAGAGGCCUAAGCCGUCCUCUGUUCCAGACUGGGGUUCCCUUGCCCUUCCUGCUUUCAUGUCAUACUUACAGCUUAUGCUAGCCCGCUCAGUUGGACAAGGCUGUCUCCUGCCUUCCACCAUCCUGACUCAGAUACCACCUCUGCCCCUGAAAUGUGUGUCCCUGCCAAGGCCAAGACCCACUACCCUGAAACAAGAAGUGCCCUUACAAGCCCAGCACCCCUGAAGCCCUGAAAUAAAUUUUGCAAUUAGUUUCCAGUA